Messenger RNA from Vitrella brassicaformis, 1491 nucleotides. The record is from the annotation of a GenBank genome assembly. NCBI's taxonomy places the organism in Eukaryota, Vitrellaceae.
GCCGUGCGCGUGAUCUCCUGAAGGCUCUUGCGAUUUGAAUGCUCCAACACAGCCCGAUAUGUACUGCUUCACGUAUGCAUCAGCCGUCUGCUGGUGUGGUAGGAGUCUCGGCUUCUUGGUGUCCGACGGGCCAGAGCACUGCUCCAUGUCCCAGCAAUACUCGCUCGUCACCGGGCUGUCGCAUGGCCUGAUCACAUCCAGUGUGCGUGGAGCGCAUGCAUGGAGAGGGUCGUUUAUGACGUAGCUGACCUCAGGCAGCAGCGUGUAUGGCUUGUGGCGAGGCGCUCUCACGGCCUGGUCGUUGGUAGUCGGCAGCAGGUUGGUCGCCAGGCUAUUCGACAUCAGGCUCGGAUGGCCCUGGCGAGCCAGCGUGUGGCCCUUGGGCUGCCGCUGCCGCUCAUGGAACCGAAACAAUCCGUCUGUCGGAUGCACACACAAUGACAAGACACACACAGAUCAGAAAGAGCGACAGGACAUUGAGGCUCUCUGCCUGUCCGUCCGUUGAGCCCCGUGUGUGUGUCAUGGAUGCUCACAGUCAGGUUGCUGCGAUCGACUCCUUCCGGCUCGUCCGGAGGCUUGACGGGAUACUUCGGUCCGUAGCCGUACACCAAAGUCAUCGCUACAGUCAGCUGAAUGUAAGCCAAGGGAAGACACAGAUGGAUGCCAUGGUCGUGUGGUUGUGCAGAGUGGGUGGUGCCUGACCUGCUAUGCGGUACUGCUCUGUAUGCGAUUCCUCUCGGUUGAGGAUGACGUGACCGUACUUGACCGUCACUCCACUGCACCACUGACUGACCUGUCGUCUUCCUUUGCCACCUCCUGCUUGGGCACAGCGGCAGGUGUGGCGGGUGGUGCUGCCGGGGCCGCCUGUGCCUUGCUGGCUGCCUUCUUGAGCUCAUCCUGCAGCUGCUUGUACAUGACCUCUCGCUGGAACAAAGCAUUCUUCAACCUAUCAUCGGCUGCACAGAGAGGGACAAUCCACAGGUCCCGUGCGUGACGCACAGGCACACUCAGAUUGUUUCUUGCUUACGAGAUGCUGUUGAAGGAUCUCUGGCCACGAGCAUUGUGGUGGGCUGGGACGACUGCACACACAAAGAACAGAAGAGAUGAUGGAAGCGAAUACAUCAUGUCCGUGUUGUCUGCCUGUAGAUGUGUGUCGGUGCUGACCCGUUGCUUGUGUGCAUUGCUGCCGGUGCGCUCAAGCAGAGAUGGGAGGGGCCCCUGCUGCAACCACGGGCACACGAACAGCGCACAGGGAGAGAGAUGAUCUGCAGUCAGAUCUUUUCAGAUCUCUCUUGCAUGGCGGCUUACCUGGAACGCCUCCGCGCUGACGAUGGCAGAUAAAGCCAAGAAGCAAAGCGUCGUGGGAGACACUCAGAUCUGUUUCCAGCUCGCAAUGACGGCUAAGCUCGCAGGCGAUUGUUGGAGAAGGGGGGAGGACAGGCAAACGACAAUGCAUUCACCGUGGCUGUUCCUUCUUCUUUACUCUGUCAU